AUGUCUGAUAGCCACGACUCCACAGACACGAUAGGGAAUAAAUAUCCACAGCAGGGACAUCAAGGUCGGCCACGUAACGUGGUACUCUAUGGGGAGAGUGGGGUAGGCAAAAGCUCGCUCAUAAACCUUAUCAUGGGUCGUGAUGCAGCGAAAACAUCUCCUGAUGCCCUCGCAUGUACUACUACACAUGCUCCAUAUGAUGCGACGAUCAGCGGGCAACACUUCAGGCUGUGGGAUACAGCAGGGUUAAAUGAGGGCUCAGAAGGCACAGUGCCUGCGGUGAUGGCUGAAAGGAACUUGACUGCGUUCCUCCGAGGUCUUAACCAGGAAAAUGGUGUCCAUCUUCUUUUAUACUGUGUGCGCGGAACGCGAGCAACAAAGGCUCUGCAGACUCACUACAAGAUAUUCUCGGCAAGUCCUGUGAUGGCAGAGUGGUGGAACGAGAACAAGGACGAGCUUGCAACGUAUGGAAUGCAAUUCUCUGGAUAUGCUUGCGUCACCACUUUGAAUGAUGAACCCACAGAGUCCCCGGAUAUUCACCAACGUCAUGCACAGUCUUACAAUGAUGUCUGCAGAAGCAUCCUAGACCAUUGUUCGCAAACUCCUCACAAAACGUGGGGCACUGAUACUAUCAAAGAUCAGCGAAGCUUCCUCGCGAUUUUGCUGCAGAAGUUAGCUCGUUUUGUUGGAGGAGCUCACCGUGACCAGGAUGCCUUAAAAGCAUCUUUAUCGUAG
Suillus discolor is the source of this 735-nucleotide messenger RNA. RefSeq names its product P-loop containing nucleoside triphosphate hydrolase protein. The record is from RefSeq and is a predicted model, not a curated record. The transcript has 4 exons. The coding region runs from base 1 to 735 and encodes 244 amino acids. Lineage: Eukaryota; Fungi; Basidiomycota; Agaricomycetes; Boletales; Suillaceae. Gene Ontology annotation, molecular function: GTP binding.